AUGGAUGAAAAUUUUAGCCUUCGAAGCGUAUGUCAAGGCUCGAAAUCUUUGUGUGAUCUCUCUUUAUUUAGGGAUAUUAAAGAUGAACUCUUGGCUGAGAAACAACAGCAAAAUACAAAAAAAUUUGUUCCUGAAAGAUCAAGAGAUACAUUUUCAGCAAGUAGUCAGAAGGGAACUAUUCGACCAAGAACUAGAUAUUCUUUUCCGUUGCCAUUAGCCGCGUAUAAUCCUUUUGAUGAAAUGCCAUUUUAUUUCUCAAGAAAUAGAAGAAAUCGUAGAUUUGAUGAAGCUCAGAUGAAAUUGGAACAAUAUAGAAGGAAUAAAAGGGCCAUUAGAAAUUUAGGUAAGGAUUACUUUAGACCUAUAGGAUUGAAUAAGACAAUGAGACAAAUAGAAGAAGAACGAUUGAAAAUAGAAGAAGAAAGGAUAAGGACAGAACAAGAACAAAGAGAAAUGGAACAACAAAGAGCCUUUGAAGAGCAACAAUUUAGAGCUCAGCAAAUACAGCAUUUACAAGAACAACAAAGAAGAAGACAGCAGCAGCAACAACAGCAAUAUAUGGCGGAAGAAGUAGCAACUCGUACUAAUAUCCCAAGCCAGCAAGAAAACGAAGACGGUGUUGUAGUGGAGCCCAAUAGUGAUAUACAUCACUCUGGUAUUAGUGAUAACAGUAUUAAUAUGAUGACAAUACAGGCUCCUAUAUCAAUACGACCUCCACCUAUAGCUACAUUUGAGACUGAUCAGAAUUUUGUAGAAUCUCAACAAAAUAUAUCCAUAAACCAACAAUUUCGAACAACAGAUCACCAGCAUAGAAGCUAUCAAGGUACAAUUGAUAAUGACAACAACCAUAACACUACUUUUAUUGAAGGAGGCACAAUCCAUGGGGAAGACCUUGAUGAAGAAAUAGAUGAAGAUGAAGACGAUGACUUAUCAUAUGAUUAUGAUGCUGAAUAUGACCGUGUAGAUUCUACUGAUAAUAACAAUAGUCAUAAUCAAAGUGAACUUUAUAAAAAUACUACAAAUUCAUUGAACCAUACUAUUAUUCAUGAUGAUGGUAUUAUUGAAAACAUUGAUACGGACAUAAUGGAUAACGUUGAUAAUAGUAUUGUUGGCGAAGAUUUUGGAAACUUUAGUGUCCGAAGAAAUGGAACUAGAAUGACAAGAGGCCAAUCGAUCCAACAGUACGUAGCAUCUUCAAAUAUUGAUAAUAGUGAAUUUGCAGUGGUUGAUGAAUAUGAACAUCCAAACUUACAUAUUGACCAAGACAGCGACUUAAUUAAUGAACACGAAUUUACUGAAAUACCUGUUUUAAAUAUUUCAGAUACCCUGCAGUUAACCGAUAAUGAAAUGAACUCAAGUGUUACUCAUGAUAUAAACAUACAAAACACAGGUUCUGAAGAUACGCAUAAUGAUAUUUGA
Molecule: messenger RNA, 1419 nt
Organism: Henningerozyma blattae CBS 6284
Lineage: Eukaryota; Fungi; Ascomycota; Saccharomycetes; Saccharomycetales; Saccharomycetaceae
Gene: MND2
Product: Mnd2p
Exons: 1
Coding region: 1-1419 (472 amino acids)
Biological process (GO): anaphase-promoting complex-dependent catabolic process
Cellular component (GO): anaphase-promoting complex
Source: RefSeq, a predicted model, not a curated record